Messenger RNA from Mus pahari (shrew mouse), 4677 nucleotides. It is a transcript of the gene Heph, whose product is annotated as hephaestin. Gene Ontology annotation, molecular function: oxidoreductase activity; copper ion binding. The transcript has 22 exons. Gene Ontology annotation, biological process: iron ion transport. The coding region runs from base 516 to 3989 and encodes 1157 amino acids. The record is from RefSeq and is a predicted model, not a curated record. Gene Ontology annotation, cellular component: plasma membrane. Lineage: Eukaryota; Metazoa; Chordata; Mammalia; Rodentia; Muridae.
AAUUUGCAGGGCAGCUCCUUAGUGGCUGACUAUCCUUAAAACCUCUAGUUGUUUAUGAUUUAGACUUUGCCCUCCCAGCUCAGUGGGACUUUCUGUCCUACGAAAGUCCUCUCCCUUGGCCCCUACUCCAGGCACUUCAGGUUCGGGGCAAAGGAAGUGUGUAGAGCUGGAGUGAAGAAGACAGUCUGCUCUCAGUGGUGAUCUCCCCAACGCAAAGUAAGGACACCACGUAGUAGUAGAUUAUCAUCUGACCUGUACCCUUCGUGAGUUUGGGGAGUCCGGUAAAUAAGCUGAAGGCAUAGCUGCCUUGCUUGUACUUCUUUGAGAAGGAAGUUUGAACGAAGUCCAGUGUACACGCUGAAGUCCACUGAACGAAGGUCACUCCUUCCAAGCUGAGGGUCCUAAGGAAUGGAUAAAUGUGUUUCCAGGCAUAGUAUUGUGUGUAGUUACAUGUGACUGUACCUGGGUUUCACCAGUAAACAUUCCAUUCCCUGUUUCUCAAAGUACUGUGGGCCAUGAAGGCAGGCCAUCUUCUCUGGGCUUUACUGUUGAUGUACUCCUUAUGGUCUCUAUCAACUGACGGGGCCAUUCGAAACUACUACCUGGGCAUCCAGGAUAUGCAAUGGAACUAUGCUCCCAAAGGAAGAAAUGUCAUCACGAAUCAGACUCUGAACAAUGACACAGUGGCUUCCAGUUUCCUAAAAUCUGGCAGAAGCAGGAUAGGGAGUAGUUACAAGAAGACUGUUUAUAAGGAAUACAGUGAUGGCACAUACACUGAAGAAAUAGCCAAGCCUGCCUGGUUGGGCUUCCUAGGACCCCUGUUACAGGCUGAGGUGGGGGAUGUCAUCUUGAUUCACCUGAAGAAUUUUGCCAGCCGACCUUACACCAUUCAUCCUCAUGGUGUUUUUUAUGAGAAGGACUCAGAAGGUUCACUAUACCCAGAUGGUUCUUCUGGGUAUCUGAAAGCUGAUGAUUCUGUUCCCCCUGGGGGCAGCCAUGUCUACAACUGGAGUAUUCCAGAAAGUCAUGCACCCACUGGAGCAGACCCCGCGUGCCUCACCUGGAUUUACCACUCUCAUGUAGAUGCUCCACGAGACAUUGCAACUGGUCUCAUUGGACCUCUCAUCACCUGUAAAAGAGGGACCCUGGAUGGUAAUUCUCCACCUCAGAGGAAGGAUGUGGACCAUAAUUUCUUCCUCCUCUUCAGUGUGAUAGAUGAGAACCUUAGCUGGCACCUUGAUGACAACAUUGCUACUUACUGCUCAGACCCCGCCUCAGUGGAUAAAGAAGAUGAAGCAUUUCAAGACAGCAACAGGAUGCAUGCAAUCAAUGGGUUUGUCUUUGGGAACUUACCAGAGUUGAGGAUGUGUGCACAGAAGCAUGUGGCCUGGCACUUGUUUGGCAUGGGCAAUGAAAUAGAUGUCCACACAGCUUUCUUCCAUGGACAGAUGCUGAGUAUCCGUGGACACCGCACUGAUGUUGCAAACAUUUUUCCAGCCACCUUUGUGACUGCUGAGAUGGUGCCCCAGAAGUCUGGAACCUGGUUAAUUAGCUGUGAAGUGAACAGCCACUUGAGAAGUGGCAUGCAGGCCUUCUACAAGGUUGACUCUUGCUCCAUGGACCCACCUGUGGAUCAGCUCACCGGCAAGGUUCGUCAGUACUUCAUUGAGGCCAAGGAGAUUCAAUGGGACUAUGGUCCAAUAGGAUAUGAUGGCAGAACUGGGAAGAGUUUGAGAGAGCCUGGAAGUGGCCCAGAUAAGUACUUCCAGAAGAGCUCUAGUCGAAUUGGAGGUACUUACUGGAAAGUUCGAUAUGAAGCCUUUCAAGAUGAGACAUUCCAGGAAAGGGUACAUCAGGAAGAAGAAACACAUCUUGGAAUACUGGGACCAGUGAUAAGGGCUGAAGUGGGUGACACCAUCCAGGUGGUCUUCUAUAACCGUGCCUCCCAGCCAUUCAGCAUACAACCCCAUGGCGUCUUUUAUGAGAAAAACUCCGAAGGCACCGUGUACAAUGAUGGCACAUCUCAUCCCAAAGUAGCCAAGUCAUUUGAAAAAGUAACAUACUACUGGACAGUACCUCCCCAUGCUGGGCCCACUGCUCAGGAUCCUGCCUGUCUAACCUGGAUGUACUUCUCUGCUGCAGAUCCCACAAGAGACACAAAUUCUGGCCUGGUGGGCCCUCUACUGGUGUGCAAGGCUGGGGCCUUGGGUGCAGAUGGCAAGCAGAAAGGAGUGGAUAAAGAAUUUUUUCUCCUCUUCACUGUGUUUGAUGAGAACGAGAGCUGGUACAACAAUGCCAAUCAGGCAGCUGGUAUGUUGGAUUCCCGACUGCUCUCAGAGGAUGCCGAGGGCUUCCAGGACUCCAAUCGAAUGCAUGCUAUUAAUGGAUUUCUGUUCUCUAACCUGCCCAGGCUGGAUAUGUGCAAGGGUGAUACUGUGGCCUGGCACCUGCUUGGCCUGGGCACAGAGACUGAUGUACAUGGGGUUAUGUUCGAGGGCAACACUGUGCAGCUUCAGGGCAUGAGGAAAGGUGGAGCCAUGCUCUUUCCUCACACCUUUGUGACGGCCAUCAUGCAGCCUGACAACCCUGGAACAUUUGAAAUCUACUGCCAAGCAGGCAGCCACCGAGAAGAAGGGAUGCGGGCAAUUUAUAAUGUCUCUCAGUGUUCUAGUCAUCAAGAUAGCCCACGCCAACACUACCAAGCUUCAAGAGUCUACUAUAUCAUGGCAGAAGAGAUAGAGUGGGAUUACUGCCCUGAUAGAAGCUGGGAACUGGAAUGGCAUAACACGUCUGAGAAGGACAGCUAUGGCCAUGUUUUCCUGAGCAAUAAAGAUGGGCUCCUGGGUUCCAAAUAUAAGAAAGCUGUAUUCAGGGAAUACACUGAUGGUACUUUCAGAAUACCUCGGCCAAGGUCUGGACCAGAGGAGCACUUGGGAAUCCUGGGUCCACUUAUCAGAGGAGAGGUUGGUGAUAUCUUGACUGUGGUGUUCAAGAAUAAGGCCAGUAGACCAUAUUCUAUACAUGCCCAUGGAGUUCUGGAAUCUAAUACUGGCGGGCCACAGGCUGCUGAGCCUGGUGAAGUACUCACUUACCAGUGGAACAUCCCAGAAAGAUCUGGUCCUGGUCCUAGUGACUCUGCUUGUGUUUCCUGGAUUUAUUAUUCUGCAGUGGAUCCCAUCAAGGACAUGUAUAGUGGCCUGGUUGGACCCUUAGUCGUCUGCCGAAAUGGUAUCUUGGAAGCCAAUGGAGGCCGGAAUGAUAUGGACCGGGAAUUUGCCUUGUUGUUUUUGAUCUUUGAUGAAAACCAGUCUUGGUAUCUGAAGGAGAAUAUUGCAACAUAUGGAUCUCAAGAAUCAAGUCAUGUUAACUUGAAGGAUGCAACCUUCCUAGAGAGCAAUAAGAUGCAUGCUAUCAAUGGGAAACUCUAUGCAAACCUCAGGGGUCUUACUGUAUACCAAGGGGAACGAGUAGCCUGGUACAUGCUAGCCAUGGGCCAAGAUACUGACAUUCACACUGUACACUUUCAUGCAGAGAGUUUCCUCUAUCAGAAUGGGCAAAGUUACAGGGCAGAUGUGGUGGAUCUCUUCCCAGGAACAUUUGAAGUUGUGGAGAUGGUAGCCAGCAACCCUGGGACAUGGCUGAUGCACUGCCAUGUGACUGACCAUGUUCAUGCUGGCAUGGAGACCAUCUUUACCAUCUUGUCUCAUGAAGAACAUUUCAGUACUAUGACCACCAUCACUAAAGAGAUUGGAAAAGCAGUGAUUCUAAGGGACAUUGGAGGAGACAAUGUGAAGAUGCUGGGCAUGAACAUUCCCAUAAAGGAUGUUGAGAUUCUGUCUUCUGUUUUGAUUGCCAUAUGUGUGCUUCUGUUGCUCAUUGCUCUGGCUCUUGGUGGUGUAGUCUGGUACCAGCAUCGACAAAGAAAGCUUCGGCGCAACAGGAGGUCCAUUCUUGAUGAUAGCUUCAAGCUUCUCUCUCUCAAGCAGUAAUAGCUAAAGCUUGAAGAUAUCUUCAGAAAACACGUCUGGGAUGUAUCCCAUGUUCCCAUAAAGCUGUGUACUAGUUAAAAACCCUUUUAUCAAGGGGUAGGGAUAGUGGAGAGGCAGAGGAUAGAAUCAGAAUUAUCUGGGCAUUUCCUUAUUUAUUUACAUGGAAUUCAUAUGUUAUCACUUUUUUAAAAAUUUCCAUACAACUUGAGAAUUAGGUAAGUUCCUUUGUAUACAAAUUUCAGCAGCUAGGAUAUGUGACCCUUCAGUACUGCAAAGUACAGAAAUUCCUAGAAUAUAAUCAUUCUCACAGAAUAGAUACCAAGAAAAAGCUAUCUAUUUAGGUUUCUAAUUCCAGGACCUAGAUAGACAAGUAUACUUUUAAUUGAGCCCAGGUGAUGAGCCACAAAGGUAACCAUAACUAAAGAGAGGACAAAGAACAUAAGCAUGAUGCAAAAUGAGAGGUAGGAUGGGUAGUUGGAUUCCAAAUUUUAGCUUAAUUGUCUUUGACAAUGGACUAUUGGAGAAAUGAAUGAAUAGGUUAUGGUUGUCAACCUCUGGAACCAGAAGUACCUAUAAGACAGUCCUUCAAGUUUUUACACAGUGAUACUGAAGAGAAUUUUGAGUGUCCUCUCCAUGUUUCAAAUAGCAAAUCUUGUUCAUUAAAAUACUUAUUAAAAGAUUGGAAUAC